AAGAAUCAAUUGGUUCUGCUUUAGAUGACCCAAGGAUAUGGAUGUUGCCUUCUGGCCGAAAUGCCGCGGAUAUAUAUUUUGAAAAAAUAUCGGAGAACGUUAGUGCGACUAAAAAUAAGAAGAAAUUAACAAUCAUUGAGAAAGCCAUAUUGCGUUAUGGAGCAUCAAACAUAAUUGACUUAUCUGCACACAUGAAGAGUUGGUUUUCCUCCAAUGAUAAGAGAUUUAUGAUGAAAAACUAUGAGUCUAUAUUACGAAUUCCCGAAUUAGCAUUGGAAGAGAGGACAUUUGUUUUGCAAAUCGAAGAUAUGAUACUUAAAGGAGAAGUAAAUCGGGCAAAAAAAUAUUGUUCAGAAAUUCAUUUUAACUCUGAAGAAAACAGUUACUUAUAUAAACUUAGCAAGAUUUAUGGAGAUUU
This is a messenger RNA of Racocetra persica, 418 nucleotides long. Lineage: Eukaryota; Fungi; Glomeromycota; Glomeromycetes; Diversisporales; Gigasporaceae. The record is from the annotation of a GenBank genome assembly.